CGCAUGUGCGCGUAUCAGUAUCCAUAUCUCGUGUCAGCGAGAUAUAUAUAAGGAAAUUCAAUGAAACUAUCCGGCAAAUAUAAUAGUUUAUUAUUCGCAAACAUUUACAUUAAGAAAACAAAAUGGGACAAAGAGUCUCGAGAACAGACUUCGAAUGGACUUACACCGAAGAACCGCAUGCUAGUCGUCGUAAAAUAAUAUUAGAAAAAUAUCCACAAAUAAAAAAAUUGUUUGGCUACGAUCCUAGAUUUAAAUGGAUAGUAACCGGUAUGGUUUUAGUGCAAUUUUUAUCUUUAUUUAUUGUUAGAGAUUUAAGUUAUCCUAAACUUUUUCUAAUGGCAUAUUGUUUUGGAGGUAUAAUUAAUCAUUCCCUUAUGCUUGCCAUUCAUGAAAUAUCACAUAAUCUUGCCUUCGGACAUGCUCGACCUAUGGCCAAUAGAAUAUUUGGUCUGUUUGCUAAUUUGCCAAUAGGGAUACCAAUAUCAAUAAGUUUUAAGAAAUAUCACCUGGAACAUCAUCGUUAUCAGGGAGAUGAAAAACUUGAUACAGAUUUACCAACUUUAUUGGAAGCAAAAUUAUUUUCUACCACAUUUGGCAAAUUUUGUUGGAUAUGUUUGCAACCAUUUUUUUAUGCCUUUCGUCCUUUAAUAACUUAUCCAAAAGCACCAAUAAUGUUUGAGUAUAUUAACUUAAUAAUGCAAUUAAUAUUUGAUGCAAUGUUAUGGUAUUUUUUUGGUGGCAAAGUAUUAAUAUAUUUAAUCGGAGGAUCACUUAUGGCAAUGGGACUACAUCCUGUAGCAGGUCACUUUAUAUCAGAACAUUAUAUGUACAAAAAGGGAUUUGAAACUUAUAGUUACUAUGGACCUUUAAAUUUUAUAACAUUCAAUGUUGGCUAUCAUAACGAACAUCAUGACUUUCCUGCUGUACCUGGUUCACGAUUACCUGAAGUGAAACGUAUUGCAUCUGAAUUUUAUGAUGAUCUGCCUAAACACGAUUCUUGGACAUCAGUUUUAUAUGAUUUUGUGAUGGAUCCUGAAAUUGGCCCAUAUGCAAGAAUGAAACGAAAACAUAAAGGCUUAAAAUCAUGAAUUAAAAAUAUUAUACUUUUGCUAAUAAUUAGUAUUUACCAAUACUAUGUACAGAAAUUCUAUUAUCAUUAUUACAUUUAUUACAAUGCACAAGUAUGAUGAUUAUUUAAAUAUUAAAUUAACAAAAUCAAAUUUCAUGGUCAAAAUUACAAAAAUCGUAAAUAUAUUUUAACUAUUUGUUUUUAUUUUAAUUUACAUAAUAAAACGCGAAAAUAAUGUUACGAAACAAAAACAAAAAGCAGAACUUUCAAGAGUUAUUUAUAAUCAAUAUGACGGGUUUUGAUAAAAAUAGGUAUACGCAAUCAAUGUCAAUGAUAAAUCUAAUGUUAAGUAUAACAAUGAAGAAUAAAUAAUUUAGCUAAAUAAAUUAUAAUACAUUUCCAAGCCUUAUAAUAAUUUAAAUAUAAGAUUUGGAUGAAAUGAUUUAUAAAGUAAUAUUUCAAGAAAAUAAGAUCGUACAGAUAUAAAUCAUACGAUAAGAUGAUUUCCGACACAUAAUGAUAAUCCAAAUAAUAAUAAUUACUUCAUUAUACAUAUAUUAUAUAAAUUUUUUUAUGAAUUUCGGUAAUAUCAGAUAUAAUUAAAUGAAUACAUUAUUUUACACAAAUAUUUAGUUAUUUAGGAUCAGAAUUUUAAUACAACACAUAAGAACCAAUGAUAAUAAAUUCUAUUUUAUAUAAUUUACCAUUCUUUAACGUUAUUUAAUCUUCGGGAAAAACGAACCAGCCUGGUUCUGGCUAAACCCGGUGAAUACAAAGUGACUAAAACAGGCUAAGCAAAAAAUUUUAAUACUUUCAUCUUUAGGACGUAACACAUGGUCUCGUUAAAACAGGGAAAGAACAUUGUAAAAAUAAAAAAGAACGCGCACAUCCGCAAUAAUUCUAAAAAUAAAUUAAAAGAAAUGACAAAUUUGGUUAUAUAUUAAAAAUAGAUAGUUAUUAUCAGCUCUAAAUAUUGUUAAAUCCUCGAUUAAUCGUUGGUUUAUUAUAUAUUACAUAAAUUAUACAUUUUUCUAAGCAAUAUCAUUGAUAUAUAUUAUAAAAGUGAUAAAUAUAUAAGAAAUACUCGCUUAAAUAAUCAUCAACGUUUGAUAUAAUAAUUUGCGACAAUAAAUAAAUUUAUUUAUAUUUGUAAUUAUAUUUCAACGAAUAUUAAAUUUUCAAUCUAAUGAAAAAACAAUGCUAUGAAUUGUACAUUAAUAACUAAAAAGUAAUAUUUAAAUAGAUGUUUAAAAAAAAAGAAUAAAUACAUAAAAAUUGUA
Messenger RNA from Polistes canadensis, 2349 nucleotides. RefSeq names its product sphingolipid delta(4)-desaturase DES1 (gene ifc). Gene Ontology annotation, molecular function: sphingolipid delta-4 desaturase activity. The record is from RefSeq and is a predicted model, not a curated record. Gene Ontology annotation, biological process: ceramide biosynthetic process. Lineage: Eukaryota; Metazoa; Arthropoda; Insecta; Hymenoptera; Vespidae. Gene Ontology annotation, cellular component: membrane. Bases 123 to 1088 code for a protein of 321 amino acids. The transcript has 6 exons.